Messenger RNA from Culex quinquefasciatus (southern house mosquito), 2264 nucleotides. RefSeq lists its product as uncharacterized. The transcript has 6 exons. NCBI's taxonomy places the organism in Eukaryota, Metazoa, Arthropoda, Insecta, Diptera, Culicidae. The record is from RefSeq and is a predicted model, not a curated record. The coding region runs from base 118 to 2178 and encodes 686 amino acids.
GUUCGAUUGCCGGUCGAGAAAGUCUAAAAAUUGGAAGGACUCCAGGAUUGGAAGAAAAUAAGUUAGAGUGGCUAUUAAAUAUUAAAAGUGUUGAUCAGAGGAAAAAAACAGUUUAAAAUGAUCAAACCGAAGCUUCUUUUGGUGCUACUUCUUGGAAGUUGUUUAUCAGAUAUCACAUCGGGAAACGACGAUGCCACGCUAUUUCACGCAAACAGUUUAGACAAUGUUAAGGGACAUCACUUCUCUCAACACGAGGCAACGGUAAAUGCUGCUCGUAGAGGAGCAGCCGAACGACUUGCACGGAUCAGCGCUGGAGGUGUAGGAAAUCCUUGUGGCACUACGAUUUGCUAUAGUAGUUCAGGAUUUUCUGAUAAUAAUGAUGCAGAAACAAUCGGGCAGGGAAUCGUCGGGUUCGCUAGUGGAGCAUCAGGAUCUACGAGUGCUAGUAGCUCCAAGUAUCAGGCAAGCGCUCUAGAAGGCGUAGCUCCAAUUUACCCAGUUGCAGGUGGCUCCAAGUCCAGUUAUGUGAGUUCCUCUCACCGCCAGAGUUCAUCUAGUGUCGCUUCCGGUGUGCCUAACUAUAUUGCUGCUACGGAUGGGGUCAAGACAAGAUCCAGCUUUGGAAGCACGAGUGGAUCAAGUUAUGGAUCGUCCAGUGGAGCUACUCUAGUCCAACCAGUAAUUGCUGCUGCUUAUCCCAUUGGGCAAGAAUCGUCGCAUAGUUCGCUAUCCAGCGCAAACCGUGAACUGUAUACCUACCCAGUGCCGGUUGUGGAUGCCAGUAACGCAUACAAAUCGAGAUCAAACUAUGCUGCAUCAUCUGAGAGACAAGCAUCCUCAGUGGUACAACCAGUACCUGUUUAUUCGUCUGGUGAUCAGGCUUCUCGGUAUAUUGCGUCCGGAAGACAAGACAGCUAUCAAGGUUACAGGCCAGCAAAUACGUACGUAGUUUAUAGCAAACCAGUUCCAGUGCAAGUUUAUACUCCAGUGACAUCAAAUCUUGAAACAGCUGCGCGAUUCGCCAAUGCCGAUAGUAACGUUUAUACGCAAGCACCGGUUAAGGUUGUGUAUCCGGUUCGUAGCUCAACCCAAUAUUCAGCCAAUGACGAACAACAGACGUAUUCUGCAAGUGCUGUCCAGCCUAUCUAUAGCAGUUCAGCAGAUCGUGCAUCGCAAGGAUCCAACUACCGAUCAUCUUCGUCUUACCAACCGGUAUACCAGCCUGUUUAUGGCGGACAAGUAGCAACUGCCGAAAGAUCCGAGGAAUCUCGCAGACAUUCAUCUGAAAGAGUGGGAUAUCCUGUUGAUAAUACGCUGCUACGAACAUCCGCCCACAACGAACGUCACGAGGAUUACAACCGUAGAGGAAGCACGUAUGUUCCACAUGCAGCCGGCUCUGGGUCUGUCUCCAAGUAUUCCACUUACGACCAAGCGCAACAUGCCAAUGUAGCAGGUACUUACGUUCCUAUUGUUCCCGUAACGACUGAUUCCCGGUAUUCCGCUCAAGACCAACGUCACAGCACAGCCUACAACAGUGCAGUUGUACAACCUGUGAUUGGUACUGCUGCAUCAUCUUCAUCGUCGAAGUACUCAGCCGAAGAAAGAAGACAACAGCAAACCGCUGGUGGUCAAUACUAUCCUGCUGGUUCCGCAACCCUAGGUUCACGCUACGCAAGUUCCGAGGCACAGAGUGCUCACAAUCGUCAACAAAGCCAGGUUGCUGGCGGAUACAGUCCAUAUCCGAUCACGAACGAUGCCCUCGGUCGACAAUUUGGAGCUGCCGGCAUCGGCCAGCUUGGAACACACACCGAUCUCAACGAGCUGAUGACGGAAGCCGAACGGUUGGCGAAGGUGCAGGCCCAAAAUGCACACAACGGUGCGGUAUCCGGUAGCGCGGCCAUCGACACGGAAAAUCGGUUCGGAGGUGGAAGUGACGAUGCCGUUAGUGGGGGUACUGGAGGAAGCGGAUUCCAGCGUACAAAGUCUUGGUCGAGCAGCUCAAAGUGGGCUUCGGGACAAAAGUAUGGGGACGAUGGAAAGAUCAAGUCGUACAGCUCAUUGUCGACGGCAGAAAGUGAGCAGCAUAAUAUUAAUGGAAAGAAGACCGGAUACAAGGCUGCCACCAGUACGUUAGAAGAUGAUGGCAAAGUAAGCACCUACAGCUUGCAUACGCCGUAAUUUAGAUUAGUUGAACGCACACUGCUCUAUUUUAUAAGAAAUGUUGACUGAAAUAAAUCAUACAAGAGCUUUCAUUAAAUGUAGUC